AUGACGCACAUGGUAACGGUGGUCGUGUGGGUGCAGAGGGUCGCGAGAAUUACCACGGGAAGUAUGACGAGGGUCGUGCUAAAUAUCAUCCUGCGGGUCACACCGGGACUAAACCGCUCAAACAGCGAUUUCUCCGUUGAGCAAGGUGGGAGGUCGAUAGAGGAUGAAUCUAGUCACAAGCUGUUCGGUGCUGUGCAAGGUGGAUCAUUAAUGGCAGGGGGCACUAGCCAAACAAAUACCAUUUUUGUCGAGCUGGUCACGCCCGUUGGUCUGAUCACUCCCAGCGGCUUUCCAUAUCCUUGGACAUCGACUUGA
Suillus subalutaceus is the source of this 315-nucleotide messenger RNA. RefSeq lists its product as uncharacterized. Bases 1 to 315 code for a protein of 104 amino acids. The record is from RefSeq and is a predicted model, not a curated record. The transcript is spliced from 2 exons. Lineage: Eukaryota; Fungi; Basidiomycota; Agaricomycetes; Boletales; Suillaceae.